AUGGGUACAGACUACAAUGAGUAUCGGAGAGAAAUGGUUACUUUGCACCUUCCGUUUCGUCAUGAAGAAUCGGAAAUUCUUGCAGAAUCGCGAUAUCUUCAGUUAUACGAAGAAAAUGAGGCACUUAUUCUAGAUCGAAGAAAAGAGUUCGAAUCAAAUCUUGACAUCGAAAAAACAUUGGAAAUCUGCAGGGAGUUAUGUCGUGAAUAUGUUUCCGAUGAUGGAGAGGAGAUAAACGACGUCGUUAGUAGAAUUCCUAAUGAAAACCCAUUUGCUGAAUUAUAUCACAAUCCAAACGCAGAUUUAAAUGAUGAUUUACGCCUUGCGUUGUUUGAUAAGCUAGGAUCAAUUGCUAAAAAGAAAGAUAAUAUCUUACCUUAUCCAGAAUUUUAUGGGCUUAUGCGCAAAGCGAACGAGGAACAGCGAGAAAUUUUGUUUCACACUAUACAUCAUUCAAUAUCAAACAACGAGCCAAUGCAAAAACCAUUGUUGAUAUAUUUGACUGGUCCAGCUGGUAGUGGCAAAACAUUUGUAAUAAAAGCACUCAUGGAGAUUUAUAAUAGAUUUUCCGACACGGAUGGAAUUUUCAACGCAUACAUUGCUUGUGCUUCAACUGGAAAAGCUGCUACAGCCAUAGGUGGAACAACGGUGCAUAAUGCUUUAAGUAUAUCACUCUCAAGGCUAUUGCCACUCAACAUCGAAAAAGCUCAUCAAUACAGAGCGCUAUUUGAGUUAAUUAAGGUUAUUAUCAUUGACGAAGUAAGCAUGGUUUCAUCAGAAUUAUUAGAACAAAUUAAUGAACGUUUGAAGCAUAUCACUGGCUUGUUUACAAAAGCUUUUGGUGGAUUGGACGAGAUCCUUUUCGGAGAUUAG
Messenger RNA from Parnassius mnemosyne (clouded apollo), 873 nucleotides. NCBI's taxonomy places the organism in Eukaryota, Metazoa, Arthropoda, Insecta, Lepidoptera, Papilionidae. The record is from the annotation of a GenBank genome assembly.